GUUCUUCUCACCCACGAGUCUGGUCCACAACACGCGCGCACACUAGACUAGGCAGCAUUGUGUCUUCUGAAGGUGAACACGAACUCGCUCUCCGGCUGCUCGAGCGAGUCACCCACAGCCAGAUGAUGACCGCCUGACCACCAUCGACACACAAACAUGCACAUCAAUCAUGUCUGAACAUAUAUAUGUGUGUGGGGGGGCACAUUUCCCACCGCCGAGUGUGAUGACAUCGCCGUCGUUGAGGAUGGCGUCCGUGCACUUGACGGAAUUGACAAACAACCCGUUGGUAGACCUGCACACACACACACUUAACACUUGGGCCUCAGUGCUCUCGCACUCCCAUGCACACUUGUGUCUACCUGGUGUCCAUGACGCGCACCACAUACUGCCCCUGCCCCCCCUGGGAGCCACCCGGCCGGCGGUCGACCAGAAUAGUGGCGUGCAUCCGGGAGAUCAUGUUGGGCACCUUCCUGCACAGACAGACACAGAUCUCUCACCCACAGACAGGUACUCUCGUUUCUCUUUCCCGAGAUGACUCACGUACGUGCUGUCUAGGUGGAGGUCCACUUUGUCCCGCUGUCUGCCGAUAACAAAUGUCCCCUCGCGCAGCUCCACCACCCUCGGAACUGGCACCGACGCAUCCGCACUGGCGGUGUGCUCCAACACGCCCACAACGGUGGAGGGUUCCGCGCCCUCUGCACCUCCCACACCCUCUCCAUCAGCUACCGCUGCCUCACCAUUGGCUAGUUCCUCAUGCUGCUGCUGGUGGUGGUGGUGGUCGGAUUGCUGAUCCUCGAUAAUGCGUGGCUGCCGGGGUUGUGGAACGAACGUGUCUGUGUCCAGCACAGUGGCCGUGCAGCCACCUCCAAGAGAAGCACCAGCACCAUGACCACCUCCCCCAUCAUCAUGGGCCUCUCCUCCCUCUCCCUCUCCCGGCCCCUCCCGCUCCCUCUCUCCCCGGCCCAGCAGAUGCAGCGCCCCACCUGCGUCAACAUCCUCACCAUCCGGGUGCUCCUCCUGCUGCUCGGCCUGCCCAGCUCUCUUCCGCUUCCGCUUCAGCCCAGGCCCGUCGCACAACCGAUAGAAAGACGAAAGAGGAGCGGGGCGGGGUGCUGCUGCGGCUGGAGGUCGAAGGACACGCGGGGCGAUGAUAGGGGCCGGUUGGGUCAUGUCGGGUAGGGUGGGCGGGCAGUCCCCUAGCUGCGCGCCGUAAGCAGGGGCCUCAGAAGCGCCAGCCGUCACGCCGGUCGUCUCUCUGCCGGUGGUUUGCGAUAGCGGGGCGACAGCGGGAAUUGAGGCUGCUUGGGCGAUGGCAGGCUCCCCGGCCUCCUCUACCUUCUGCCUUUGCUGCAUCGUCGCCUCGUCGUCAUUCACAGUGUCGCUGCCUGCUUCGCCAUCGCCACCGUGCUGCUGUUUCUCUUCGGCUUCUGGCUGGGCAGCCUCCCUCUCGGCUACUGCUGCCACGGGUGCGUGAUGGUCCGGCUCUCGAGGAUGGCUGGCGGCGGGAGGGGAGGGACGCACGGAGCCGGGGUCUGCAGAGGGCUGCUGAGCCGAUGCUGCGCUCUGGUUGGCGCUGCAGGAAGACACCAUAGGUAAUUUCACAGAGAGAAGGAACAGAUGCACUCAUCGUUUCAUUUGUUUCGUCUGUCGACAGUACCGUAUCUUCUGAAUGAGCCCUUUCCACUUGCGGUCGCUGCCGGUGUCGGUCUCUACGCGUGCAAAUCUCCCGAGGCCGCUGUCCUUGCGCCUUCCUCGGUGGUUGGCUGACGUGCUUGACGAUGGAGAAUCAUCCAGAAGGCUGUCAUCCAACAGAUCCUCGGGGAUUCCGAACCGAAAGCGCCCGCCGCUCAUCAAGCCGAUUUUGAGUUCGGAUGGUCUGAGCAGAGCACAAGAAAACCAACUACGCCUCACCACAAGCCGAUACAACCCUAUGUGCGAGGCUGCUUGCCAUGGGUCAGGCACCUUACAACCAUCUUCAUCGCUCUCUUG
Molecule: messenger RNA, 1989 nt
Organism: Vitrella brassicaformis
Lineage: Eukaryota; Vitrellaceae
Source: the annotation of a GenBank genome assembly